Molecule: messenger RNA, 9402 nt
Organism: Paraglomus occultum
Lineage: Eukaryota; Fungi; Glomeromycota; Glomeromycetes; Paraglomerales; Paraglomeraceae
Source: the annotation of a GenBank genome assembly
AUGAGUGAAUUUAUACUACACGGUGCCGUUGAGGCCAAAGUACUACUAUUACUCGUCACCGAUUCGACUAAAGUUAAACGAGUAGAGUUACAGAAAUGGUUACUUAGGCGCCUCUAUCGACCUCUCAGACCAUUAAUACACGAUAAUGUUCGUAUACUACACGUCUCAGCUACGCGACUAUCCUCCCUAAUGCAAACGCAGACUGUACAGCAAAAAACAACGAACAUUUAUACCCUUGAUAAUCUACCGAAUCCAGACAGCUUUUAUGACCGAGUAUAUAAAUUAAUGCCAACAACAGUAGAUUGUUAUACUGGUGAAGUGAUUAUAUCAGAAGUAUUUGAGAGUCUGAAGAAAUCUAUUUACGGUCUAGUUCAGCCGUCUAUCCUAAAGGACCUGGAUAGAGACGAAGCACUUCAGUUUGAACCAGAAAUUUCAAUCACAGUGAUUGCCGAGAGCUCGCACUUUGCAUCGAAUGCAAACGUGUUUCUCUACCUGGAAGAGUUCCCUACCAUGAAAGUGCUCUUACAAAAUGUAACAGUCACGAAAACCAAUGUAUCAAAAAUUCUUGUCAAACUCCAAUGUGAAUUGAACGACUAUCAACAGCGCGUUGCUGAAUUGAGAGAAAAAGUUAAGCGCGUAAAGCAAUUUCGUGUUCCAUAUAGAAUGGACACGGAAAACGAAGAAGAAACUGAAUUUUCCGAUGUGAAGAAUAUUUGGAGAUUGGGAUCUGGUGGUGGUAAUCUAGCCUACAGUCUGAAUGCUGGUCUGUUCGCCGCCCGUCUAUGCCCUAAUGAUGGAUUCGCAUCUUUGGUAAUCAUUACGGAUGGCGUCGUCAAAUCUACUUUAGUUCAGAUGUCAGACGACGACGAUAUAAUACAAGAACUCUGCAGAGAGGAUAUUAGUUGUAACAUUAUACAAGUAGGAUCUGGUCAAGGAUUUAAUCCUACGUGCAGUUUUGGACUGGUCCCUGAUAAUGAAUUAUUACGCUUUGUCGCCGCUGCUACUGGUGGUACAUUUUCAUACGCAUGUGAUUGUCCGAACGAUAUAUCUUCAGAAUCACUCAAAGAUGGCAUCGCGUCCAAUUUCUACCAUUCAUUUUGUUUAUUGAGAGAAACUAGUUUUUCCAAGAAGAAGAUUGAAUACCGAUACGCAAGCCUAUCCGACAAGCCCGAAAGAUCAAUAGACGCUCCUCGUGAACGACGUGUUUAUGGCAACCAUAAUGUCUUAGACGUUAAUGACUAUAAUUUCCCAUGGGAUCCACGUAGUUUGUCACCGCCAGUUGAGACAAUUCUAACUAGAUAUAGGGAAUAUACUCUGCACAUUAAUGUGCAACAAUUAAUUUCCUUCCGUAUCAGACAGGGCUUUAUGGUGGAGAGUGUAGAAAUAGUGAGAAAUAUGAUCCAUAUUAGUCUCUUGCGCUUAUGGCUUCCUAAUAUUAUGAUUCAAUAUAAGAUUAAGGCGUUAUGGUCUGGUGAGAACAGAGGAAUGAUACGACUGAGAGUGCCUCGCAUCGAGAUUAACGUCAUCGCAGACAUCAGAUUCUCAAUGUACUUUAUCAGAGUACAAACAGGAGUAGACAAUGAUCCCAGGCAUCCCUCGUUUUCCAAGGUCAUUAGGCUGGAUAAGUUUCUCGCCACCAUAUAUGAAACAGAUGAAUUAUUGAACGAACAACUAUUCUACAGGGCACAAAAAGAUAUCAUGCAGCGUAAUCGGGGUUUUGCAAUUGAUCGUGUAGAAAAGAUUAAACAAUUUUGGUGUGUGUUGGAGCAAAGCCCUUUUCGCCUGGAUGGUAAAUGUUGGUACGAUCAGAUUGCGUUUCAAUUAAUAGCUUCUCCGUCUCGCAAGAUAUUCAGUAAAUCUUCGCUGAUUGCUGCGCCUAUACACGCUGCCCUAUCUAGGCUCAGGCUGUUACUUGGCUUAUGGGCAUCUUUUGAGAUAUCAAAAGAUGAGUAUAUCAAGUUGUUUUCUCCGCAUGAGGGUGACAAAGCAUGCCCUUUUAGUUUCUGUAAACUGAACUUGAAGCCAGUGUAUGGAAGUUUAAUUCUAUUCACUUUGUCAUUCUUCAAUGUCAAUAUGAAUACUCGCCAAAGAGAAGCUGAUAAAGUCAGAAAUAUGAUAGCUGAUACCUUAUCAUUUUUCAAUGUUGUGACGGACAAUAAGGAUGAUCAUGAAUUGUGGGCUGAUAAAGUCGGGAAAAAGAUAAAUGAUGCGUUUUCAUUCUUCAACGCUGAUGUGAAUGCCCAUCAAGAAGAAGCCGAUAAAUUCAGGAAAAUAAUAGACGAUGAUAGUUAUGGGCGUGAAGAUGAGACUUAUUACAUUUGUAGAAGACCCCUUUCAUUUAUAAUGAUCCCAGACAUGGAUGACACUAUGCCGGAUGAUCAAAAUUCCGCCGUUGAGAUAAUUCCAGCUGGUUAUCGUUCUAUAGUUCAAUCGUACCUACAGUGUAGGCAAUGGUCUUGGCUGGACGACGUGGAAGACGACGUAUCGCGUAUAAGCAUACGAACAGUUCCAUUGCAGGAUUUGGCGUUACAAUACUUAUUUAAAGCACGUUUGGAUGAAAAAUACAUGUUAGUAUACCAUCAGGGCAGUCUACAAAUAUUCUACCGUGAAAUCGACUUUGGUGCUGAAUCGAAAGAAGAUGAAAUCAGAACUUCCACUGUCUGUGGUGUACAGUAUAUUGUUGUAACUGACACACAGAAAGGCCGUAUACACACUAAGCUAUUAAUGGAACCAUCGGAAGACAAGUAUUUGAAAGAUCGCUUUGAGCCGAUAGCAGAUGCAAUCGAGGCAAGUGACAGGAGAGUGAUGUCUCACCUGGUAACAUUUGAUCAACUAUAUCAAGUAGGCGCGUCUCAUCGCAAACAAGACGUAACAGAUCGUACACAAUCUCGAUUAUCGAAUUUAUUCAACCUCUCGUUAUUGCUUCGUUCUAGUCCUAUUCUAGUCGCUAAUUAUUACAUUCCGUGUUCAAAAUCGACAUCAUUGAGUCCGUCGCCCCGGAUGGAAGUCUUACCUAGAAGCAAUGAAGCAACACCGAAAUUAUCCCUAGCUGGAUUUAAACAAACGCCACAACUGAAUCUAAAAUCUCGUGGUAAAGAUACGCCUAAUUUUCCAGGCAAUCGAGAUGACGCGCCAAAUCCUAGAACUAGACGACGGACACCAUCAGCGGAAAAUGAACAGAUUGCUGAUCUGAUAUCAGAAGCGAUUAGUAGCGGUAGCAUCCAGGAUGCUGAUAGUAAUUUGUUAUUACUGCACUGGUUCGUGGAGAAAACGUUACUCGAUCAUACUGAUGGCAUGAUUGACACUACUCAGAAUAGUCAACAAGAUUCUCUUUUGAAUGAACUUAAUGAUAGAAUAUCAAGGGCCCAAGGUCAACUAAAUGGCACUGCAACCAUACAGUUAGUUCACAACUUGCAAGAGACACGAUGCUUUGUCAAGAAAGUUAAUAAUAGCUCAAUGGCUGUAAUGGCUGUCAUAAUUAUACCUUCCGUUGAGGCCAUUCUUAACGCUGUCAGCAAAACACCUCGACCCGUAAAUGAAAAUGAAGCAAGACACUUGAGUAUCCUGUUGUUUUCAUGUAAAAGACUGACACCAUUAGACGGAGGCGUGCCUUCAGGUUUACCAAGUCAACUGAAAGACUUAAUACUUGAACCUACGUCUCUUCACGGAUCCGCAAGAACAGCAUUGAGCCCAACAAUAUUGAGUGGAGGAUUUCUUGAUGAUAAGGAUAUUGUCCGUAUGUCCGAUCAGACGCGAAUUAUGUCUUGUAUCGCAAAUGUUUAUGCUCAUGGAUUUGUCAAAUCCAUUUAUGGUAGCAUAUUACAGAGGCGUCAGGUCGCAGCGGCAGAUUUCCACAAGGCCAUCGAAACAUGUGUAGAGACAUCCUUAGAUAUAGACAUAUCUGCUUUUGUUAAUGUACACAUCCGAGCUGCUUUAAACGACAAUGAUAGCAACCUACAUGACGUACGUAAGAGGUUUAGUGACAUUUUUGGUCAAUAUUUUGAGCUCGUUGCAUCUGGUGACGAUGAAUUUCAAAAUAUAUAUUAUUAUCGUCCCCCUUCAAAGGGGGGGAAAACUGGCAUGAAUCUUGCUGACGUGUUCACAUUGGCUGAAAGACCGCUCUUUAUCAAACUCGAAUGUACAUUUAAAAAGCCGCCGCCGCCGCCAACACUUGCUAUAAUACAAGAAACACAACAGGAAGUUCAAACAGACGAGACAAAUGCUUUUUCUAUCGCUGAAAUGUACAAUGAAUAUCAAGCAACAUAUGUUCGCUUCCCAGUAUCAGAUUUGCCAACAAGCUAUGAAUGUACAGUCCACAAAAAGUAUUACGAUUUUUCUCCCGAUGCGAUUGGUACGUCUAACUCGCCUGUCGAGUCAGCUGAUGGGACCAGUGCCACUUUACAUAUGACGUGUCUAACUUUGCCGUCUAUUGAUGAGCACAAGAAGCUUUCGCUGGGGUUUGUCGAAUACGAACCCAACGAUUUUUCAAGUCCGCUUCAUGUAUCACACUCUGCCGAGACAUACCCUAAGGAAAUACAAGAAGCUUUGGAAAAGACCCGAUCCAAUAUUGAUCGGCUGUUGAGGGACGAAAUACUGCAUAAGCUAUUGAAGUUACAACCAUACGAUCGAACGACGCUAACAUAUAUACAGGAGCAAUUGGAGGCAAAUAAGCAAGGGGAAGUCAUUGAUAAAAUUAAAACGGACCAGAAGAAAAGCGUCGAUCAAAAGAAGGUCGUUGAUCAAGAUCAAAAUGAGAGCUUUUCUACUACGUAUAAGAUUCCUCUCCGCUUUGUCCACCAAGAUCGAGGUCAGCAGCGAUUUUUGCAAGAGCUUAUUAAGUUUAACAUGAAGCCUUUUAUACUCAAUAAAGUGGAAGAGUAUUACUAUAUUAGCAAAUGUGACCAGAUGGAGAAAGGAGUUAAAUGUAGCCUUGGCAGAUCUACACUGGAUGAAUCUGAGAAUAUACCAAAUGUUUCGGAUAACAAUCAGAAUAUCAUCGAAAGCACUGGGCACAGCGAUGGUGGUCUAGGUCUUGGAAUUGUCAUGUCUCCGGCCGAACCUGAUUCCUCCAGCCGUACGGAUACUGCUAGCAAUGCGAAAUCUCAAAAGAAUCAACCUUUCUGGCUUCUUUUGGCUCCAGAAACCGGAUUUGUCUCUUUAUAUUUCUACUCGAAGGUCAUUUCACGCUCUGAACGAACGACUAUUGUAGAGGAAGUUGAAAAAUACAUAUUAAAAGUUUGUAAGAGAGUAAAUCAAUUGACGCUGCUUGAUGAAUUGAUUGAGACACAUAUUUGCAGUGACUACUUGGUACCUCCAGACGAAAUCAAGUCAGUAUCAGACGACGGAACUGAGAAGUCCGAUGAACAAGAGUUCAAAUACGGGCAAUUCGAAUGUCCGCGAGUAUACGAGACCACUUUUCCUCUGCACUGGCGUUUGCGACCGAAUCAAGCACUCGCUGGCAUCACAUCGUCGCUUAACUGGUUUGCAGUUGCCAACCGCAAACAUAUGUAUGUGGUCCCGGAUAAAGAUCACAUCGUGUACAUCAAAUUGUCUGAGAUUAGUAAUCCGUCUCUGGUUGUUGAUCCCGAGAAUGCUGCAGAGUUGGACCGACAAACAAGCGCAUUGCCGCAAGUUAAUGGCACAGAUGCUAACGAACAAUCAACACAGCAACCUUCUGCAGAGGAAACAGAAGAUUUACCACCAAAUAAGGUUCAAAGUCCGCAAACAUCAAACCUGGGAGCUGAACGCUCAGUGGCGGAGAGUCCCAAUCCAUGGCGUGUACAACCAAAAUCUGGAUUACUUGUCGAAGUAUAUGGUCUUAAUUUACCAGGGGAAAAGAUAACGGUUGACUUGACAAGUUCCUUGGAGAAUAAAUUGAACACCAAUGUUACACUUCCUGUUAUCUCAACACAUUUGGCUCGAAAUUACAAGUUAUCAUAUGAGGAUGUUGAAUUCAUCUUGCCCAUCAAGAAAGGCCCUUCAAGAAGUUCUCUAUUUUACAUACCAAAAUUUGUGAAAAAUACUGCAUCCUUACUUUUUUACUUUCAACAGAACUUAUUACGUUAUUUAAACACGUUGAAUGGAAUGGAAGCAGCCCUUGCAGUAAAACGCUACCAUCAUGACAAAAUUAAGGCCAAAUUACCUGCAGAUUCUGAAAAGAAACUACCUCAAUUAACUGAACCGUAUCUAGGGGAUAUGGCAUUCUAUUAUAAUUCAUCGAUGCGGCCAUCUUCGUUCGAAACGUCAAUUGGACAGGGCAUCUCUGGUAUGAUAUUAACAUUACUGGAUCAAGAGAGUCAGCCAGUGUUCAAACUUCCACCACAGGACCGGUCAGAUCCCGAUGAUACAGACAUGUCGACCAUAAUAGAAUAUGUACAAGCACAACAAAGCACGCCACAAAGUACACCACGAUUUACACCGUGGCUUUCGUCACGCGAUAUAAGUGGACGUUUAACCACUGCUGCUAAGAAUUGUGAUUACAGGAUACUUGUCGAAAUGUGGAGCCAGGGACCAAUAAACUCGGACACAUUGAUGGAACGAAUAUUUAGGAGUUUUCGACAAAGUCUGUGUGACUAUUUUGUUGAACUUUCAGUUUCGAAAAGUCUUCGUUAUUCUGCUGCGGAUAAUUUAGAGGCGGCGGCUUUAGCAAUACCCGAAAAUAAUGAAGUGGACGACAGACCGAAUUCACGAUUGCCUUUCCCUCUAAUCGACAGUCACCUUCAACGCGUUUUCGUAGAACCAGUAUUCGAAAUCCUGAAAAAGUCAGCCGAAUGGCAGAAUCCCGCCGUUAACGUGUUGGAUACUGCUUUUGAGACACCGUCAUGCAUUAGUGAGGAGUUGUUAAAAGAAAUUAACACAUUUAUGACGGAUAUUCAUACAGCCCUCAGCCCAACUAUAUGGAGCCAAGUCUCUGCCGAAACAUGUCAGGUAGAUGAUCAUCAAACAGAUGAAUCUGAUCAUAAAAGAAAGGUUCAUGUAAAGCUGGAGACAUUGCCUACAAAACCUACAAAAUAUAUUCUAGUCAGCGGUUUGAAAGAACUUGGUGCUCCUAAACAACAUAAGCCUACCUCUCGUAGAAAUAGUGUCGGUAACGAACGAUCACAACCGCGUAGAAAUUCGGUCUUUCAGCAUCGUCAAACAACAGAAGAGCUAAUGAUGAAUAGACCGACUCAGAACACAUUUGACGGGCAGUCACAACAGAACCAAGAAUAUCACCAAUCGUGUUUUGUCAUUAUGGCAGUUGGCGGAUUCUCUCUGACAUUAUAUACGUAUAACUUAAACAAAAUUUACAAAGACCAAAUAUUCAAAUCACUUAAUAAGUUAAUGGACUGGCAUAAUCAGCGUACCCGACUGUUGAACAGCAUUCUUUAUCAAAAGAUGGGUUUGUUUUAUCAUAAGAACACAUUACCCCCUGUUAAAUCAACCCAGACAUCCGUACUAACUGCUUCGACUGUUCCGAAUACUCCACGUCCUUCGGGCCCGCCCAACGCGUCGGCUCCACGUCCAACCACAGUUUAUGGUAAUUCUUUGGAUACAACAAAUGUCAGUUUGCUCAUAUGUGACAAGUUUCCAUCUCGCGUUCGAGAUGAAGAAAGGAAAUCAUUUGCAUUACCAGUGGAUAUGCGGGCUGAAUUGACUAAGCUAGUCACGAAUGAUCUUGAUAGUGCGGCCAACGUGUCCAUUAUCUCGGUUCUUGACGUUAACGAAACACUCAAGAAUGCAUUUACAGAGACUCCAGUCGAACAUUCUGUGAAAUCAUCCGAAACCGGAACGGAUAAGUUUAGACGUCCACAUAACCAAAACAAUCGAAAACAAAGAAAGCUUUCAGAAACAAAUCGAGACGAGGAAGACUUGUUACAGAAAUACGGACGGCCAUUCUUAGAUUCUUGUGUACGAAAAGCUAGAAUCUCUCAGACGUAUGCAAUCGCGUCAAAAAUAUCCGAGAAUUGGGCGCAAACACAUGAAUUGCUUGAUGAUGUGAAUGUCAAGCCUACAAUUUCCAAUUCAACGUUUACUUGUCUGUUACGAGUUGGCUCUGCAGUACAUUUGCUCGAACAACAAGGAUCAAGUAAAGAAACUACAGCGCUACAGUUCAACACGACAAUCGAGUCGUUAUUGAAGGACUAUGCAACGUAUUUAGAAAGCAUUGGAAUGACGAUGGUGAUAUUUGGAGAUGCAGAGUCCAACCUUAUCCAUAAUGACGAUGGUGGUGACAAACUUCCCUCUUUCACGUCCAAAAUUGUUAUUGACGGAGAUUUGUCGAUUACCGCUCCUGCAGUAUUUACUGCAAAGAUUUGUAGUGCUGGAAUAAUUUUAUGUGAAGUGCGUAUGGAAGGAGCUUUAGCAAGUUUGAGCUUAUAUUCACUGACGAGGUCGGCUAUUGAUGGUGGCGAUAAAUCGAAUGGUCUAACUGAACUCAGAGAAGAGUGUCAUAAAAUCAAGCAUUUGUUACACUUCAAAUCAUUUAUCUAUGAUUUCCAUCUGCGUUAUCUAACUAACGUUCUUAGAACGCCGGAAGCAGCUCCAUCCAUUGACGUAUUAGAGCUUCUGAAACAUUUCAUUAUUAGUCAUCCUGAGCCUCGGAAACACGCCCGACAUCGAAUAUAUCAUGGUACAUUCGUGAAGGAACUCGAAAACAUCGAAGAGAAUUCAUUAUUUACAUACAUCAUCAUGAAUCCACAAAGAUAUGGUUUCCGUUCUAUCUAUCAUGGUGAUGAGACAAUUGGGUGCUUCACGACAGCGUUUUGUGCAAAUCAAGAGGAUCCGGAAAGAUGCAAGUGCCUUCUGAUAUUGAGGUCGUCCAGCAAGCAAUUUUCAGAUAACGGAAGAUUUUUGCUUGAUUAUGAUAUUAUUUCGUUCUACGAUUGUGAAGGACACGAACAACUCCCAUUGAGUAACGACGAGCCCCUGAUGUCUGUACAUGGUCGAAGAAACGUAUUAAAUCAAGGAAAGCAAAAAAUUGAUUCGACCAUUGAACGGGCCAUCGAGUGUUACGCUCGUGAUAAACUUUGGGAGCAACUGGAAUCAACCAAGAACCAGGCCAACAUCAACCCUGCAGAGUUUAUAAACCUAACUCAAUGCUGGUGUAGUCGACUGCUGUCAAGCCUUCAACCAGAAUUCCGAGAAUUCCUAGAUCUUCCCCUUGACUGGACAGAAAUUUUUAACUUCCUGGCUACCUAUUAUUCAGAUAAAGUAAGGGAAGUGAAUCACGACGGCUCCCGACAUUUAGUCAUUUUUAAUCCAUUUCUUAGUGGACAUUUGAUACACUUUGUGUUGGAUCCAAACAAUAUUGUUCGUGCAAGCGCUGUCUGUCGAGAGGAAACUCCCGAGUACGAACCUCAAUUUACUGCCGAGAUUAUGAGGACGAUUGGAUAUUUAAUCUGGAAACGAAUUGUAUUAUAA